AUGCUGGUGUGGAUAUUGGUUGCCUUUGUCCUCCUAUUCAUCAGUAUUUACAUAGUUAGCUACUUCCUGAAAUGAGUUAUCCCUGGAAUUGAUCUAAGUACCGUACUUAGUUUUUUUAAGGCAUAAUUUACUCAACUGUACCAGCAACAGUUUCUAGUGAUUUAUCCUGUAUUACCAGUCCCUGUUUGAUGUGAGCUGAACUGGCCUGAUUGCAGAGUCCUUAUUUGUAUUCUACCACAACAGUGUUUUCUCUGGACACCCACCAAGGUGUUAUGUCUCUGAUUCAAACCAUACCAAUAGGUCAACAACAUCUCCAAGUCUGCAUCCUAAAUUGCAGCCCUAUUGGCUCUGGUUAAAUGUAGUGCGCUAUAUAGGGAAUAGGGUGCCAUUUGGGAUGCAUCUAUGAAGAAGUAUGUAACUUCACUUAUGAGUACAGUUUUCAAGCCUACUGGUCCUUAAACAGAUAUACUUUAUAACAUGAAAACAAACAACCUCCGGGUCAUAAUGACUGCUGUGACAGACAGGUAGGAGAAAAAUACAUGGAACCUGUAACAACACAAUGUUUGCUGUAAGAAUGUAAUGUUCAUAACGUUUUUAAAGUUUCUUUGGAAAAACAUGGUCAUUCUAUUCUAUUCUGUGGUUAUUGCAUGUGGUCAUAAAUGGUUCUGAAACUGUUUUGCACCAAAAAAUUCCCCACAAAAAAAUGCAUUUCCAAUAGUUAAUUCCAGUUUAUCUCUUUAAUGUUGGCUCAUAGAUCAACUGCAUGAAGGUCAAAUCUGACUCAAGGUUUUAACUUUGUCUUUGUAACGUUGAUUGCUGUGGACAACUUUAUUCCAAACUGAAUAGACUUGGCUAGACACCCAUCCCUAAAACAAGACAUUUAGUAACAUAAGUCAUUUUGAGUUUGUGUGUCUCUUGGCAGGGUGUAGCUUGAAGAACCAAGUCUCACUGCAUUCUUAUGCCAGGAUAUAUUACAUACUUAUUGACUCCCUCGCCGUCCCACUGACAGACAUGCCUCCUAACCAGUCAGAAUCCCUAGGUGACUGAUUAACAUUAGGGAUCCUCUGUAUUUGCUUGGCCUCAGCUGGUGAGCCAUGUUGUUUUGAAUUCUCAAUAGAGAGUGCUCUGUGACUCCUGUGCACACAUAACCACACACAUAACCACACACAUAACCACAGGUUGAUAACUAGAAAUACGUUUUGAUGCAUAUCUCUUGGCCUAAUCAUAUUAUUGAUGUGCUAUAACUGGUCAUAGUGUUAUUAAUGGUUGCAACAGUAGUUGAUUUGAUUAUUAUUUAUGUUGUUAUGAUACUGUUACUGUUCAAUAAACAGCCUUACAUUAUCUAAUAUAUCUCUAGUGAACAGUAAGGUACAGUACAGUACAGUUGAUGACAAAUGAGAGAUGAUAGACUCUCUGAAAGUCAAGGGGGGCAGGACAGCCCUGUUAAGCUCACUGUAGUGGAGUUUCUCUCUUCCUUCCUUUGGUGUUCUACACAGGGUCUCUCUCUCUAUCUUUUUCUCUCUCACGGUUUCCUUCCUGUUCUCCUCUAGACAGUGUCUCUCCCUCCCACUGUUCCCUCUGCGCGCACCACUGUGGGAGCUGGGUUUGAAACCCCUCUGAUCCCAAAGGCUCGUGGUGACAAACCACUUUCAUCCCUGUCCCUAGGGCCUAACGGUGGAGACGACAUUAUGGUUGAAAGGGGAGACCGAUUAUAAUGAUGCUGGUUGUUCUUCUCUCUCUAAAAUAUCCAUUUAGGCUAUACUCAUUUGUAAUAUGGAAAGCACAUGGCAUUUCUUUAGUGUGUUUUACAGUCACACACAGUUUUACUGGAUGGUAAUAUCAAGGGGUCUGGACUGUUGCAAUAGUAGGCUAUUUGAGGAGGUCUAAUAGGAUAUCUCUGAGUCAAUACCUCACAGUUUUAAUGAACAUAGAAGUUAAGGGUAAAGGGUUAGCUCAUAUAAACAGCAGGCCUACUGUCAGAUUUGUAAAAUAGUCUUUCCUUUUCCAUCAGUAGUCCUAGAUGUGGCUUUCAGAAUAUCAUAGGCCUAUUUAUAAGGGCAUAAUUCUUAUAUAAAAUAUUUAAUAUUGUUUCGGGCUAUAGAACUAAGACAUUGAAACUCAUCAGUCAAAAAUCGAGAGCCAUACACAAGAUGAGCAAUUGUAGACGAUCCCUAAACCUUGCAUCUGUUAGUCCAACCCUUUUUUCCAUAUGGAGGAGAGAGAGACGGCUCACUGAGACGGCAGGGCGGCUGGAAACAGGUUUCAACGGCGCAGAGCAGAGAGAGGCUAUCAGGUUUGUCGGGCAGCUAGAGCAGCAGAAGAACGUUGCGGAGUCCGGACCUGUGUGUUGUGUAUAGUAGGUCGGAUUUUUUUCUCAAAAUUCUGUCAGCGAUAUUUUUUUAUUUUGGGGGACCUUCAACAUCUCUGCGCAACGACGGGGAGAAGCAAAAACAACCAAAAGUUACGCAGGAAGGGAGUACAUUUACAAGGAAAGAAAAACCCAACAAAGAAAGGGAGCGGGGAAGUAGUUUCUCGCUAGCUGGCGAGCUAGCUAGUUUUGGAAGAAACCGCAAAGAAAGUAUGUCUGUGGCGGUGCAUAAUGCUUUCGCAAUGGAUUACAACAGAGUACUGUGUAUAUUUUUGCAGGUGUUUUUAUUGAUCGGUUUAGGAUCUAUAAGGGUAAAUGGACAGUAUGGUGACCGGGGAAUGUCUAUUCCGGAGCACGGCUUUUGCCAACCGAUUUCUAUUCCACUUUGUACGGACAUCGCAUACAACGAGACCAUCAUGCCAAAUUUACUAGGACACACAAACCAGGAGGACGCAGGGCUCGAGGUACACCAGUUUUAUCCGCUUGUGAAAGUUCAGUGUUCUCCUGAUUUAAAGUUUUUCCUCUGCUCCAUGUAUGCGCCUGUAUGCACCGUGCUUGAGCAGGCGCUUCCCCCGUGCAGGUCACUGUGCGAGAGGGCGAGACAGGGCUGCGAGGCGCUCAUGAACAAAUUCGGUUUUCAGUGGCCGGAAAGGCUCGUGUGCGAGUCUUUCCCGGUUCACGGAGCGGGCGAGCUGUGCGUCGGGCAGAAUAUGUCGGGUCAAAGCACACCGGUCAAUCCCACCCCCGAUGUAACGGAGCCUCCGCAUGAUACUGGGAUUGUAAAAGGACAGUUCAAGUGCCCGGCUUCGCUGAAAGUACCCACUUAUUUGAAUUACCGUUUUCUCGGUGAGGAUGACUGUGGCGCACCGUGCGAGCCAAAGAAAUCUAACGGAAUGAUGUACUUCAGCGAGGAAGAGUUAAAAUUCGCCAGUAUAUGGAUAGUAAUCUGGUCCGUGUUAUGUUGUGCAUCCACGUUAUUUACCGUUCUAACCUAUCUGGUGGACAUGAAACGCUUCAGCUACCCUGAGCGUCCUAUUAUCUUCCUAUCAGGUUGCUAUACCAUGGUAUCCAUUGCCUACAUAGCUGGAUUUCUCCUUGAGGACAAGGUGGUUUGCAAUGACAGGUUUGACAACGACAUUAGGACUGUGGUGCAGGGUACCAAAAAGGAGGGAUGUACCAUCCUCUUCAUGAUGUUGUAUUUUUUCAGCAUGGCCAGCUCCAUCUGGUGGGUCAUCCUGGCCCUCACCUGGUUCCUGGCAGCAGGGAUGAAGUGGGGUCACGAAGCCAUCGAGGCCAACUCGCAGUACUUCCACCUGGCGGCGUGGGCUGUGCCCGCCAUUAAGACCAUCACUAUCCUGGCGGUGGGCCAGGUGGACGGGGAUGUCCUUAGCGGCGUGUGCUUCGUGGGCAUCAACAGCGUGGACGCUCUCCGAGGCUUCGUCCUGGCACCGCUCUUUGUCUACCUCUUCAUCGGCACCUCGUUCCUCCUGGCCGGCUUCGUGUCUCUGUUCCGGAUCAGAACCAUCAUGAAGCACGACGGCACCAAGACGGAGAAGCUGGAGAAGCUGAUGGUGAGGAUAGGGAUCUUCAGCGUGCUCUACACCGUCCCCGCCACCAUCGUCAUCGCCUGCUACUUCUACGAGCAGGCCUUCCGGGAGCAGUGGGAGAGGACGUGGAUCAGCCAGACGUGUAAGACGUAUGCCGUGCCCUGUCCGGCCCACCCACACCCCAACAUGAGCCCCGACUUCACCGUCUUCAUGAUCAAGUACCUCAUGACUCUGAUCGUGGGGAUAACGUCCGGGUUCUGGAUCUGGUCUGGGAAGACCCUCAACUCCUGGAAGAGGUUUUAUACAAGACUGGCUAACAACAGACAGGGAGAGACCACGGUGUGAGUGGUCUGAGUGGGGUGAGACCUCUGGAUGUACUGUAGCCUAUGAUGGGUGUCCCCCACACACAUAAAAAACUGUUUAUUUACAGACUGAAUGAAUGAUAAUCGUUUUUGGACUUAAUUGCCAUGCAGAGACACUCAUUGGUACAUGAUGUUUCUAUUGUACAUAAAACAUUUUGUGAGAUUUUUGUAAGUAUAUAUUUGUAUUUAAAGAUCAAAAUUCUCUUUUUUAGUUGUUUCCCUCUAUUAAAACCAACAUUUAUUUGACACUUUGGGCAUAAUGGAAAUGGACCUUGGUGAUAAAGAGCCAGCUGCCUGAGCAUUUAGCAUUAAGGAUGUGGUUGUCUUAGGACCUGAGUUGGCUUGGUCACUGCUGGGAGAGGGUUGUAGCUGUGUUUGAUCAGUAGACUGGCUCGGAACAUGGUUUCUAUUCUAAGCAGCAGAGUUCUGUGAAAAACAAUUGCUUCCUCGUGGGUCCUUAUCCCCCAUUAUACUGCUGUUCUUUCUGUCCAACUGUUCUCUUCUAUUCAACAUAUUUCUAAAUGCCUGGGAUUUGAAGGUUAAAAAUACAAUCAACAUGUAUUUUAAAACGAGGUAUAGGUUUGGGAUUAUGUGUUCAACAUAUUUCUAAAUGCCUGGGAUUUGAAGGUUAAAAAUACAAUCAACAUGUAUUUUAAAACGAGGUAUAGGUUUGGGAUUAUGUGUUCAACAUAUUUCUAAAUGCCUUGGAUUUGAGGGUUAAAAGUACAGUCAGCAUUUUUAUAACAAGAAAGUGGGUAUAGGUUUGGUAUUGUGUGCACAUGUACUGUGUAGCCUACAUGACAUGAAUCCUCCAAAUACACAUGUUUUGAUAACCCACAGUACUUUAAGCUAGGAUGAGAACAUUUAGCCUGAAUACUUUCACCAAAGUUAAAAGCCAUAUUUUGGUGAUUACAACAAAAUAUUUUAAUAGAAUGAAAGUAAACCAUUUGCAGGAUCUUUUCAACAUUUUGUUUAUGUGUUUCAGAUAUCCUUGCUGCCUAUUAACACAGAACAGACACACCUUGUUUGUGCCUUUUGUUUACCUUUUUGAGCACUUUGAGGAGAAAUACUAGCCUGGUCCCAGAUCUGAUUGUGCUGUCUUGCCAUCCCCGAAGGACCAUAGGAGUAGGCAGGACAGCACAAUCAGGUCUUGGACCAGGCUAGGGGAAUACAGAAUGCUGGACAGAGACAGCUCAGACUCAGAGGUGGGUUACAUAACACAUCAGCUGCACCCCUAAUGCUUUCUCACAGACAGACAGCAGAAAUACCAAUCCUUCACUAAUGAACAAGUUGAAAUACGCAGUAGCCUACUCUACAGCCGGCUGUAUAAUUGGCUUAUAAAAACUGAAAACAAAUUCAUAAUUGAAGGAGAUAGGACAGUGCGUUUUGUAAUUUUCAGACCUACGGGUAAUCAGAGUCAGAAAAUGAAUAUUCCCCACAAGGUAAUUGUUGGCAAAAUGUGGCCGUUUUUUUUUUUUUUUUUUUUUUACAAUUGUCCCAGGUGGCAGCUUGAAGCAGUCCCCUUUCACCCCUGAGUCAUUUCUCUCCUGGUUAAGUGCGUGCUUGUGUUUGUGUGUGCACACAUGCUCGUGUGUGUGGGUGCUAACCAUGCAGGAUGAGCAGCUGUCUUUAGGCUUUAUAAAGGAAGACACCGUGAUCUUUCCCCACCUCAAACAUCUUCUGUUAUGUUCUUGUCAAAUGCAUGACAGUUAUUUUACCCUAAAUGCAUGGAUGGCUCUCUAUUAAACAACAUGUUCAUGCCUUUGACAUCUAUUAUGUUUCAUUCUGUUAUUCUGCAUUUGUUUGUUACUAAAAACAUUAUAUUUAUAGAAACAUUUCUUUAUAUCCACACUGAUUACUUUAAAGAAUAAAAAAAUCCAACCUUUGCACCAA
Salvelinus fontinalis (brook trout) is the source of this 6170-nucleotide messenger RNA. Its product is annotated as frizzled-1-like. Gene Ontology annotation, biological process: non-canonical Wnt signaling pathway; canonical Wnt signaling pathway. NCBI's taxonomy places the organism in Eukaryota, Metazoa, Chordata, Actinopteri, Salmoniformes, Salmonidae. Gene Ontology annotation, molecular function: Wnt receptor activity; Wnt-protein binding. The coding region runs from base 2581 to 4260 and encodes 559 amino acids. The transcript has a single exon. Gene Ontology annotation, cellular component: plasma membrane. The record is from RefSeq and is a predicted model, not a curated record.